Messenger RNA from Metarhizium robertsii ARSEF 23, 627 nucleotides. RefSeq lists its product as uncharacterized. The coding region runs from base 1 to 627 and encodes 208 amino acids. Lineage: Eukaryota; Fungi; Ascomycota; Sordariomycetes; Hypocreales; Clavicipitaceae. The transcript has 2 exons. The record is from RefSeq and is a predicted model, not a curated record.
AUGGCCCUUCCACCAAGUGGCAUGCCGGUUGAAGGACAUCCCAGUGGGCGAGAUAGAGAACAUUACGCCAUUUCCGUUGGCGCCCUGGGUCAAGCGAGUGCAAACCAUCUCGGAUGCAACACAAACAUCAACUUCGGCAGGAUGCAGCGUGAUAUUGGCAGUAAACAGUUCAGCACGGAAUGGUAUGGUCGAAGUUGGCGGAGUAUCGCAAUUACCCAUCUCGGCACGAGGAAAAUCGAAGUGGCGAAACAGAACCCGUAUUCAGGACUGCUAGCGGCAAUGGCAUAUGCUCUGCGAUCCCCACCGACGAUUGCAGACCGGACCAUGGCUGUGAUAACCAAUAACAAAUCGGUCGUGAUUGGUCUUGGUAACCCACGGCAGCAGUCCGGCCAGGUAUAUGUGCGGUUGAUCUAUGAGGCUAUAGAAAAGCUACGGGAAAGAGGAAACAGAGUGGCAAUCGAAUGGAUUCCCGUAAGCGGUGAAAAUGAAAUGUUGAAGGUGGCCAAGACCGAGGCACGCGAGUUACCAAAGAAGGAGCCACGCAUUCCCAAGGAUGCGGUCUACAACGCUGAACAUCCAAAAACAGAAGCUGAAGGCCGAACGAUACUUACCGGAGAAGGUUGGUAA